This is a messenger RNA of Mycena indigotica, 2691 nucleotides long. Its product is annotated as Non-specific serine/threonine protein kinase. Bases 1 to 2691 code for a protein of 896 amino acids. The transcript is spliced from 5 exons. Gene Ontology annotation, molecular function: ATP binding; tau-protein kinase activity; protein serine/threonine kinase activity. Gene Ontology annotation, biological process: microtubule cytoskeleton organization; protein phosphorylation; intracellular signal transduction. Gene Ontology annotation, cellular component: cytoplasm. The record is from RefSeq and is a predicted model, not a curated record. Lineage: Eukaryota; Fungi; Basidiomycota; Agaricomycetes; Agaricales; Mycenaceae.
AUGGCCCACGAAGAGCUACCAGCCUCUGCAGCUAUGGCCUCUGGGUCAUCGCGGGCAAUGUCGGCCGCUGUCCUCUCCUCCCACCAACAACGCCCUCCCCGCCAAACAGAAUCACACGAGGCCAAACAACGUUCCGCACCGCCACGACCGGAUGUCUUCUCUCACCCCGCAGUCACCGCCUAUGUCGCCAACCAUCCCAACCGACCCAUCCCUAAGUUUGGCGCGUAUUAUAUGCUGCAGACUCUCGGCGAAGGGGAAUUUGGCAAAGUCAAACUUGGAAUCCAUGUCAAGUAUGGAGAAGAGGUCGCGGUGAAGCUCCUGCGCCGAGAAGCUGUUGAGAAGGAGUCGAGAAUGGCGAAGAUAGGAAGGGAGAUCGAAAUAUUGGAUCUACUCAAACAUCCCAACAUCGUUCGUCUUUAUGAUGUCUGUGAAACGGACAAGUUCUUUGGCAUCAUCCUCGAAUUUGCGAGUGGAGGGGAACUCUUUGACCAUAUCCUUGCCCAUCGAUAUCUGCGAGAACGAGAUGCCGCCAAGCUGUUUGCUCAGCUUAUCUCUGGAGUGUGGUACAUGCACCAGAAGAACAUUGUGCACAGAGACCUCAAGCUGGAAAACCUUUUGCUUGACCGGAAUCGCAACCUUAUCAUCACUGACUUUGGCUUCGCUAAUCACUUCAACCGCGAUAAAAACGAGUUCAUGGAAACCAUGUGCGGCUCACCGUGCUAUGCUGCUCCCGAGCUUGUCAACGCAGAAGGAAACUACGUUGGCACCAUGGCGGACGUAUGGAGCUGCGGCGUUAUUCUCUAUGCUAUGCUAUCCGGAUACCUCCCCUUUGACGACGACCCCACGAACCCAGAAGGCGAGGACAUCAACAAACUCUACAAGUAUAUUGCCACAACGCCACUCACCUACCCCGAGCAUAUUUCAGACGACGCCUGCAGCCUACUAAGUAUCAUGCUGGUGCCAAAUCCCUCUGGUCGCGCAGACCUUGCCACCAUCAUGCGACACCGUUGGUUUGCUAGCAACCUGCGGGAGGCAACUACGUUCGGGCUAACGGUAAAGGAGCUGGAGAAGCUUGCCGAUGAAGGCUCUUCGCUUGGCGGACGAGCAUAUCGAAAAAGGAAAGAUAAACCAGAAGAGAAGAAGGACAAAGAUGAUGAACGCCGUAGUCGCAGCAAACGGAAUGACGCUCGUGAGGGUGUUGCGGCCUCGCCUUCUCGUUCACGCACCGGUGAAACAAAUACAUCUGGUCGUUCAGCGACAGCAAGUCCGUUACGGGAAGUUGUUGGCAGUCCUCGGCGACGGCGAGAGCCUACCGAUAACGGAGACGCCCGUGAACGGACAAGACACACUAUCGAAGUCGGAUAUCGGCAAGGAAGAGAACAGAAUAGUUCUUCUCGUGGUAAUACUCAAACCGGCCGCAGCACACCCACUUCUGGGGCAUCGUUGCCGGCAGUUCCUGAUGAUGCAGAGCCCGUAGGCUCAAUGUCGAAUCCCGGAAGUCCGUCAAAAGACCGCCACAAACGAGGGACUCGAGCAUCUGGUCAUACCGCGGCCCCCAAUGUCAGGACUGUCUUUCUGUCGCCCGUUGUCCCGUCUUCUUCGUUGGAGAGUACAUCCGAGACUAUGGAGUCUCUAGGCUCUGUGUAUGUUCCUCACAAUAGGGCAACCACUGAACUGCCAAACGGCGCUGCUGUAGAUUUGUCAGCAAGCAUUCGAUCUCGUCCACUCCGGACACAGUCCGAUGCAGCUCGAGAUUCAGUGUCGAAAGCACAAGCUCGAGCCGGUCUUCCACCUCUUAUCAUCGACUCUUCCUCCUCCUCCGGUCUUGAAUCUAAACCUCCUUCCACCCCAUUGAAUAACAGUGUUACUGGGCUGCCGAUUCCUAUUUCUGCGAGCCCCAGCAAACCAAACAAGGUUAUGCAAUGGUUCCGUCGCGGGCGACGGACAACAGUCAGUGCUGGCUUGUCGCCAGCUACACGUGACUCAGCGGCAGCAUCUUCUGUUGAAGUCGCAAGUGUUCCCCACGCUCACAAGUCUCCUCCGCUGCCCCCAACGCCAACACAUACCAACGCGCAGGCAUCACCAUUCUUGGUCAUGCCGGGAACCGGCGAACAUCGGCAACGGACUUCGUCUGCCGUGUCCAUCACAUCACUGUUCCGGCGCUCGGCCGGAGUAGCAGGCAGUAGCAAGACCUCAAUGCGGGUACAUCAUGGUGCGGUUGACCAUGAGAUGAUUACUGCCGGGCGACCAGCAGAAGUGAUGAAGCAUCUGUGGGAGGUGUUAGCCGGUAUGGGCGUUGAAAUUUACGUGGAGGGCGAUUUCAAGUAUCGGUGUACGCGGCCGGCAAAGCGCACCGGAAGAGAGCGUGAUCGGCGAGAGGCCAGUGGAGGAGACACAUCAGGUGUCUUCAAGGGUCUCUUGUCGCGUCGUCAGCCUUCACCAGCGCGGUCCAUAGCGGAACAACAGAGCAUCGUCGCUCGCUCGACGACUCCACAGCCUCCCCGACCUGAUGCAGUCUACGGCUACCAUUACGAAGACUCUGGCGACGAAGUCCGCUUCUCCGUAGAACUAACCAAGCUGGAUCGUCUCAAGGAUAUGUACAGCGUGGAUAUUCGGAGGAUGAAGGGGAAUCUGAAGAGUUACAAGUUCCUUUACGAUACGCUACGAGGACGAGUGGAUUUGCAGACUUGA